CGACACGCGCCUAAACACCUUGACUACCAACCACCAUCAUCCCGACUUUUCCAAGGAACAACGGAAAACCGAUAUGUCUGCUGUAGGUGACGAUCCUGAGGCCCAGGACGCUUUAUUCUCUGUUCCUGACUCGGAGGCAAAAUCCAGUGUUCCAGCUGAGCUGGAACGAGCAACAUUUCGCCUGGGCUUCCCGCCUUCCUACGUGAUUGUGGGCGUCUAUCGUCUUUUUACGGAUAAGGCGCUCUAUCAGCCCGUAUGGGCAAAGUGCAAGCAUGGUACGCAGAGAGGAGUCAUUGCAAGCCUAAUAUGGAGUGCCUUGACUUUUGGCAUCCAAAGAAAAUUUGUUCGAUAUUUCAUGGCUAACUCACCUCGUGUAACCGGAUUGUCGGGAGACACGCUAUUCGGAUAUCAAAUACCUUUCAGUCUUUACACUUAUGCAACUGCAGUCCUGAUGGUGUCACAAGUGACGUUUAUCAUACGCUUCUUCCUUUCUCGUAACAUGCAUAUUGCUCGAGACCGUGCCUGGGAACAAACUGUCGCUUCUCGAGGGAAGGGUCCUGACUUCUGGCGGCCGUAUGUUGAAGAAUGGACGAAUCCUCCUGUGGUCAAGAAAACAUCCUUCAUACAGCGCAGGCUCAAUGGAGGGCUCGGCGCUAUGGUUGUUAAGCUCAUGCUCCUACCCUUUGACCUGGUUCCGCCCGUCGGAAUCGUCAUCGCUGCGUGGUUCAAAGGUCUAAGGACUGCUCGAAUUCUCCACAGGCGGUACUUCGAAGCCAAAAAAAUGACUCCCGAAGAGAUCGCUAUUUUCAUGGAGGAAAGAAAGUGGGACUACAGAAUCUUUGGGUUUACUGCAGCCAUACUUGAGGGUCUGCCUAUUAUCGGCCUUGUCUUUACCAUCUCAAAUAGGGUCGGGGCGGCGAUGUGGGCUCAUGAUUUGGAGAAGCGGCAGCAUUUCUAUGCGUCGAAAAAAGAAACAUAGAAAUGAGCCUUCACACCUUCGCACGAACUGUGUAUUAACAACAGAGAAAUCUUCAUUUCGAAGCUGCUUGAAUAUCUGAAGUUCUAGUCUGUGUUAGAGGUAGGUGUGAAGAAGGUGGACGUCUUGAUAGGUUUUUCGUUCUGGAAACAUAC
Molecule: messenger RNA, 1131 nt
Organism: Guyanagaster necrorhizus
Lineage: Eukaryota; Fungi; Basidiomycota; Agaricomycetes; Agaricales; Physalacriaceae
Exons: 7
Coding region: 74-979 (301 amino acids)
Source: RefSeq, a predicted model, not a curated record